Tachysurus vachellii is the source of this 1108-nucleotide messenger RNA. RefSeq names its product calpain, small subunit 1 a (gene capns1a). Gene Ontology annotation, molecular function: calcium ion binding. The transcript is spliced from 11 exons. NCBI's taxonomy places the organism in Eukaryota, Metazoa, Chordata, Actinopteri, Siluriformes, Bagridae. The record is from RefSeq and is a predicted model, not a curated record. The coding region runs from base 99 to 749 and encodes 216 amino acids.
UAUAAAUGAUCCGCGGUCCGCUUGCAGCCUUCAGACGUUGAAUCUGCUGCCGUACCUUUGAUUUUUCCUCACUGAGCUGAAGUGACUCCACGCCGAAGAUGUUUCUGGUUAAGAAGAUGCUUGGUGGGAUCGUUGAUGUGGUCAGCAACAUCGAUCCCGGCCAGUUCGUGCCCUCCGACCCUCCUCCUACUCGCAGGCCGCUGGCGUACGUCCAGGCGAACGAGAACGAUGAGGAGCGCAAGUUCCGUAGUGUGUUCCAGCAACUCGCCGGCGAUGACAUGGAGGUGAGUCCCAAUGAGCUGAUGAACAUCCUCAACAAGAUCAUCGCCAAACGUGGUGACUUGAAGACUGAUGGCUUCUCUGUUGAGUCCUGCAGGAGUAUGGUGGCUGUCAUGGACAGCGACAGCACGGGCAAGCUCGGGUUCGAAGAGUUCAAAUACCUCUGGAACAACAUCAAGAAGUGGCAGGCCAUCUAUAAGCAGUUUGAUGCCGAUCAGUCUGGCUUGAUCGGUGCUAGCGAGCUGCCCAAUGCAUUCAGAGCUGCAGGCUUCCCCCUGAAUGACCAGCUCUUCCAGCUGCUCAUCCGCAGGUACAGCGACGAAAACGGCAACAUGGACUUCGAUAACUACAUCGGCUGUCUUGUCCGUCUGGAUGCGAUGUGCCGUGCCUUUAAGACGCUGGACAAAGACAACAACGGCAGCAUUAAAGUGAACAUCAAAGAGUGGCUGCAGCUGACCAUGUACUCGUGAGCGACUCGCCACACUCGGAUCGUUAGCUUGCCUCACUACAUUCACCCUUUACACCACCGCACUAACCAAAGCCAGAUUUAAACCCAGCCCUGUGUGGCGCUGAAGCUCUGUUUAUUAUUUACCGCAUUACUGAUGCCUUUUGUUAGCUAGAGUCAUUUAUAUGAAGAAAUCAACUUGAGAGAGAAUUUAAAAUGUUGUUCACCCAACUGUGUAGAUUAUUUAUCCUUACAGCAUGAAUUAAAACUAAAUGUUAGCGCAUUAGCCAAAAGGGGGCGCUGUUGUAGAGAUGGAAAGUUACAUGUGCACAAAUUUUAUAGAAAAUAAAACAUAUGCAAGUAAAUAAAGAAUUUUGCAAUGAU